This is a messenger RNA of Nymphalis io (European peacock), 1786 nucleotides long. RefSeq names its product U3 small nucleolar RNA-associated protein 18 homolog (gene wcd). Gene Ontology annotation, molecular function: protein binding. NCBI's taxonomy places the organism in Eukaryota, Metazoa, Arthropoda, Insecta, Lepidoptera, Nymphalidae. Gene Ontology annotation, biological process: rRNA processing. Gene Ontology annotation, cellular component: small-subunit processome; Pwp2p-containing subcomplex of 90S preribosome. The coding region runs from base 119 to 1429 and encodes 436 amino acids. The transcript is spliced from 2 exons. The record is from RefSeq and is a predicted model, not a curated record.
GAAUGUUAAUUCUUGUGUGUGCCAAUUAUGUGUUUUAGGUUAUAACUUCUUGCUAAGUUACGCAUUUUGUAUAGUAUAAUUCUUUCUUAAUAUUUUUUUUUAAUUCAUAUUCGUUACAAUGAAACGCAAAGUUAAAGACUUGGAUGAUGAAGAGAGCAGGUUGUCAUCGUUAUUAUUCAAUAAAUCAAAAAAAUUCGUUGAUAAUCUCUCUACUCCUGUUAAAACUGAAAACGAUUUGGACUUGAAACCAGCAUGGAUUGACGAAGAUGAUGAAAAGUUCGGAGUUGAUAUCAUACCUGGGACCAAGAGCAAAGCUCUGUAUGUUCAGAAACUUAAAACGAAAUACGAAACAUUGGUAGAAACUCCGAGUUGGGCUAAAGUAUCAAAUUCAUCUACAGAAGAGAAAAAGUCAGAGGAAAUACUUCGCACUGUAGGCCACUUGCAGAAACCAAAAACAAAAGGCCUUCGAAAAGAUAAGCUAGAGUUGAAAACAUUUCCGAAAGUCAAUUCAGAGACAGGUAAUGAAGGUCCUCGAAUUUCUACUGUAGUAUUUCAUCCCAAAAUAAGUGUUGUACUUGUAGCAGGGCAGUCUGGUAUUGUUUCAUUGUUUUCUAUUGGCGGUGAUGUUAACAACAAACUCCAUAGUUUUAGCUUAAAUAAAUGGAAGGUCACAACUGCUCAGUUUACACCGGAUGGCUCAGAAGCCUUUAUAUCGUCAAAACUACAACAUAAUUACUGUGUUUACAAUCUUGUAAAAGCUGAACCAAAAUUAGUCCAGUUACCUAAAGUAGUAAGGAAGCCCAAAAUAUUCAAAUUGUCUCCAGAUGGAAAAUAUAUAGCUGUUAGUGAUGGCUUGGAUGAAGUAUUUAUAAUUUGUGCGAAGUCUAAAGAGCUGUUGAGAUCAUUAAAACACAACAUGAAUGUUGAAUCAUUGAUAUUUAGCCAUAAUUCUGAAUUACUUUAUUGUUAUGGUGUUCAAGGAGAAGUAACUGUGUGGGAUCUGUCAACAUAUAGAUCUGUUCGGAAGUUCUAUGACAAUGGCUGCAUUUCGGCAUCCUGUAUAACAAUGAGCGAAUGUGGGCAGCUUUUAGCUACUGGAAGUGGUGAAGGAAUUGUUAAUAUUUAUGAAACAAAUAAUCUCACUACGAGAGAACCAUUGCCGCUUAAAACAAUUUCGAAUUUGACCACUAAAAUAACAAAUCUUAAUUUUAAUCCUACAUCAGAAAUAUUAUCAAUAUCAUCAAGCUACCUUCCUAAUGCAGUAAAGCUUGUACAUAUACCCUCUUAUCAUGUAUUCCAAAAUUUCCCAACUCAAAAUUUGCAACAUGUUGAGGCAGUAAGCUUUUCACCUCACAGUGGUUAUAUGGCUCUUGGGAAUAACAAGAGUUGUGCUUAUUUAUAUAGAUUGAAAUAUUACAAGAAUUAUUAGAAAAUAAUGUCCAAAAUCAUUCAAGUAUGCAUAUUUAUGAUGAAUUUAUUUGCCAUAGAAUGCUGUCUCUAAAAAGCAAACUAAUCCCUGAGUGCUAAGCUAAAAACAUGCUAACUAUGUUAGCUAAAUAGAAUUGAAUAAGGUAACCUUUUUAUAUUAUUAGUAAAAGGUUUUAUAAUUUAAUCUGCAGCUAACAUCAGAGCCACAAAGGUGACAAUGUUAUAAAUUAAUCAAAUGACAUCAUACAGAUGUCAAUUUUUUUUAUGUGUCGACAACCUUAAAAAUAUAUUUAAAAAAACUUGAUAAAUCAUCCUGAGAUACUGAAUGAUUUUAUACUAUGGUAAUAAAUACAUGAAA